Messenger RNA from Pygoscelis adeliae (Adelie penguin), 3549 nucleotides. RefSeq names its product tubulin polymerization promoting protein (gene TPPP). Gene Ontology annotation, biological process: microtubule polymerization; positive regulation of protein polymerization; microtubule bundle formation. Gene Ontology annotation, cellular component: microtubule. The record is from RefSeq and is a predicted model, not a curated record. The coding region runs from base 1 to 660 and encodes 219 amino acids. Gene Ontology annotation, molecular function: tubulin binding. NCBI's taxonomy places the organism in Eukaryota, Metazoa, Chordata, Aves, Sphenisciformes, Spheniscidae. The transcript has 3 exons.
AUGGCUGACAAUAAAGUGAAGUCGACCAAGCCUGUGAAUAAGACUCCUCCAAAGUCUCCUUCAGAUCCAGCAAAGGACCGAGCAGCAAAACGAUUAUCCUAUGAUUCAAACAGUUCCCAUGAGGGAGCUAUGGCAGGAGAAAUAAGUGCUCUGGAAGAAGCCUUUAGAAAAUUUGCCAUCCAUGGUGAUACAAGAGCCACAGGAAAAGAAAUGCAUGGGAAGAACUGGUCAAAGCUGUGUAAGGACUGUCAUGUGAUAGAUGGGAAGAAUGUGACAAUCACAGACGUUGACAUUGUCUUCAGUAAAAUCAAGGGAAAGUCUUCCAGAACUAUCACUUUUGAGCAGUUUAAGGAAGCUCUUCAAGAACUCUCCAAGAAGCGAUUUAAAGACAAGAGUGAUGAGGAAGCAAUUCAAGAAAUGUAUAAACUAAUUGAAGGAAAAGCCCCGAUUAUAUCUGGAGUAACGAAAGCCAUUUCAUCUCCAACUGUAUCACGCCUUACAGAUACAUCAAAAUUCACGGGUUCUCACAAAGAGAGGUUUGAUCCCAGUGGGAAAGGAAAAGGCAAAGCUGGCCGAGAAGAUCUGGUGGAUGCUUCAGGAUAUGUAUCUGGCUAUAAGCAUGCAGGCACAUAUGAUCAUAAAGUACAAGGAAGCAAGUAAGGCUGAGGGUUUACAACACAGAGGGAGAAAAAGAGGGGGGAAGAGAAAAUAUUUGCGAGAAUGAUGUAGAUGAAUCCCACAUGUUUUGGUUAUUGUGAAUGCUAAGACUAUGUUGUCAAGAAGUUGUUUUCAGGAACUGGAACUGAUUUCAACAUCUGCUGAGCUACUUGCAGCACAAUGCCACUUCAUUACAUUCCUCAUGCGUAUAUUGGCAAAAAUAAAUAUAUCGGUAAAAAAGUACAUCAUUUUGUUGAGCUUUAGACAAAAAAAAAAGUCAAGAGCAGUUAUACCACACUUUGUCAAUUCAAGCAAAAGAUCUCAAACAUUCCUAAAUGUCCAGUUGCCCUGAGGGUGUUGAAGAGAACCUCUUGAAAAGAGGGUCUUUCAUAGCAGUCUUUCUGAAGAAUAUCCCAUUGUUUAUGCAGUUUGAUUUGACUACUGUUUUGGGGCUUUUUUAAAAUGUCUUAUACGGGAUCUGGCACUUUCGUUAAAACAUUCAACAAUAUGCUAUUGGGGAGUAAGUGGUUGUAAUGUACAAAGUUCUAGCCUGUAAAUGUCAUACACCACUCAUAAAAAAACUGAAAAAAAGCUAUUUCUAGGACAAUAUAGGUUCCAAAGUAUUUAACAUCAACAGAAAGAGGUGGAAAAUACCAGCCCUUACUUUCCUCCUGUCUAUACUUUGUGCUUGUUACUGUGUGUACUUGUAGCAUGGUUCUGACUGGCUGGAUUUGGAUGGAGCUAUUGUACUAACCUGAGAGGUGAGGAACAAGACAUUACUAAAGAUCUAUCAAAGCUUUUUGCAGUCUGUUUUCAAGUUUGCACUGCCUCACAUUUGAAAUGAAGGGGGCAUUAAGCUAAUAAUGCUUUAAAAUAUUGAUUAUGACUAAACACUGCCAAUCAGAUUAUGUUGUUAUGCACAUACAUUGGGAUGUAUUCCCUUUAAGCUAUAACAUAUGUAAGGAAAGUUUAUGGCCUCUUGGAAUAAGGACAUUUACAAUUAAUAUCCAUGUAAUUAGGUGCAAUUUGCCCCCACGAAUAUACUAUUAUAACAAGGCUACAUUUUAUGUUAGAUUUGUUUGAAGCCUAGGGAUUUACUUCUCUGUUCACUUUUGCUGCCUAACUUAGGAGUAAUAGUACUGAUGAGAAUGGCAUUCCACUGCUAUAGAAGGAGAACCAAUUCCACAGGCUUAAGGUACAGGCAGCUGAGUGUGACCUGCCUGGGGCCCAGAAUGCCAAAACAGCUUAAUAGGAAUAAAAAUAACUCAUUUUUUAUAUUGGUUAAAAAGGAGAGAAAAGGCUGGUCCAAUUUUCCACAAGAGCUGGACAAGUACCCUAAUGUAUUACUCUGCUUCUCUAAAAUUAUGAAAGAUAAGAUUUUUAGUAUUCAAAAACAGCUGCUAGCAGUUCUGCUUUGCUUUCUUUCAAAAAGAGCUGAUGCACUGAUUUUCACGUUUGACUCUGAAUAAAGGUUAAUAAAUUUAUUGCUUUCCCCCCACCCAUAUCAGCAUCCCACUCAGAGUACGUAAUUUUAGUGAGCAGUGUGUGCUGUCAUGUGCCAUGCAGGUCAACAGUCUGUAUUUGGCCAAUGUCUGGAAACAGAGCACUGGUUUUCAGCCCCUAAACUGUUCACGUUUUGUUUUUCUGACAUUGAAUGGUAGCUUUUCUUGUAACUUUGCCUCCAGUGACUCUUUGAGCCCAUACAUCAGUCUGAAACCAAAACAAAAAUAGCAAACAAAGGCAAGGACUUCCUUGUGGACUUGGAGAUUUUUUGUUUGUUUGUUUAUAAUUUAUUUUGGGUUUUGUUUUGAAGAGGGAGGGAGGCUUGCCAAAACUCAGCACAUGUUCUUGUAAAGAUUUAAGUGGCUUUUCCCAUGGUUGGCUCUGGUUACCUGGGAAGAGUUUUGAUGUAUACAAGGAUGCCCAAGAUGAGAAGCAUCCAGCUUUGUGAAGCCUUUCCAAGAGUUGCCUAUUGUUCCUGAAGAAAAAUUUCCAUGGAAUGAAGGAUUAUCCACUACUGUGUUGCACUGGUGACCUGUCACACUCUGAGGCAGAAAAUAGCAUACUGUGAUACCAACAAUGCUAAAUUAUUCCAGCGUGGUAGUGAACUGUCUAAACGUAUAGAACCUUCUUCUACAUCACUGGUGCCUGUGCACCUGAAGAAGGCUCCAGGAUAGACCUGUUUUUUAUGAAUAAGAAGGCUAAGCCUCUAACCAUUGAUAAAUCCUUCAGCUAAGUUCCAGGCAAAACCAGUGUCCCUGUUCUUCCCAUUGACUUUAAGACUUGACUCAUAACUCAUUGGUAACUGAAAAGAUCUGGACCCAGCCCAAAUGAAGGGUGAAGUCCAGUCUACUGCAGAGCCCUUUCAGCACACUGUUGAUCUGGCUGUUUGUUGCUGGCUAGCUGCCUUGUCUGGCAUAUCAGGUGAUACCUAACCUGAGAUGCACAAGUGACAGGCUUUCUCAAGUACCCAAAUACUGAGCGUCAGUAAGGCCAGACUGUUGCUACACAGGAGGAGUGAUUGGUUAGGAAGAUUUUAAGGUAUAAUUAGGUUUUAAGUUGCUAGUUCACAGUGUGAGAGAGACCAGCACCCUCAUAAGAUAGAAGGCAUGCAAAGGAAUUGAGAAUGCGGGCAGAUCCAAGCUGACAUAGACUAGAAAUUGAGCUACUCUGCUUAGAAGAGGCUGAUGGAACUAGCUGGGGUUCUGCCAGAGUUUACUUUGCAUUACUUGUACAGUAUAAAAUCCCUGCCAUGAACCAAAGCACUUUGUAUAGACCUUUGCAAAGUUCUUUGAAAUACUUUCAAUAGCAUAGUAAGCUUUGGAUCAGGACCUGAGAAAAUAUAUAUAUAUAUAAAAAACCUGCUUCAGAUAGCAGUAUUUUAUUUUGAGG